AUGGAUGUCUUCUCUGCAUCCCAGGUCUUCUAUGACAGAGCCUGCGCCUCGUCCCCAGACAGCCUGGAGUUUGGCCCCGGCAUGGAGCUAGCUGGCUCCGAGGAGGAUGAACAUGUCAGGGUCCCUGGAGCUCCUCACCAGCCCGGACACUGCCUCCAGUGGGCCUGCAAGGCCUGCAAGCGCAAGUCCAGCACCGUGGACCGCAGGCGGGCCGCCACCAUGCGGGAACGCCGGCGGCUGAAGAAGGUCAACCACGCGUUUGAAGCUUUGCGGCGCUGCACCUCAGCCAACCCCAGCCAGCGUCUGCCCAAGGUGGAGAUCCUGCGCAACGCCAUCCAGUACAUCGAGAGCCUGCAGGAGCUGCUCCGUGAGCAGGUGGAAAACUACUACACCCUACCUGGAGAGAGCAGCUCGGAGCCUGGCAGCCCGUUGUCCAGCUGCUCUGACAGCAUGGCUGAAUGUAACAGUCCUGUGUGGCCACACUUGAGUGCAAACUACAGCAACAGCUAUUCGUAUGCUAAGAAUGGUAAGAGCAGUUUGGGUGAUAAGACAGCUGGAGCCUCCAGUCUGGAGUGUCUGUCCAGCAUCGUGGAUCGUCUGUCCUCAGUGGAGGCCGGCGGCCCGGCAGCUCUGAGAGACAUGGCCACCUUCUCCCCGUGCAGCUCCGACUCUCAGCCCUGCACGCCGGACAGCCCUGGAUCCAGGCCCGUCUACCACGUCCUGUGA
Myripristis murdjan (pinecone soldierfish) is the source of this 726-nucleotide messenger RNA. RefSeq names its product myogenic factor 5 (gene myf5). Bases 1 to 726 code for a protein of 241 amino acids. The record is from RefSeq and is a predicted model, not a curated record. Gene Ontology annotation, molecular function: RNA polymerase II cis-regulatory region sequence-specific DNA binding; DNA-binding transcription factor activity, RNA polymerase II-specific; protein dimerization activity. Lineage: Eukaryota; Metazoa; Chordata; Actinopteri; Holocentriformes; Holocentridae. Gene Ontology annotation, biological process: muscle organ development; positive regulation of skeletal muscle fiber development; regulation of transcription by RNA polymerase II. The transcript is spliced from 3 exons.